GAGGGACAAGAUUUAACCAAUGACGGGCGCGGUUCCUCAUCCUGUUAUGGUUGAGGUAAGAUGCUGUGAUGGUGUUCUGUACGGAAUGAUCAGGGUUACUUCCUCUAUUACUGCUCGGGAGUAAACAAUGGCGGACUGGAAGACUGGCCCUCGCACAGUACUGGAGAACAUUGCUGCAGCACCAGGAAAUAACCAACUGUUCCAGAUUUCAGAAAUGGCCGCAACAGGUGACUCGACGACAAGUGCAACGACUCCUCGCCAGCUGCAACAUAUUAAUAACUUAACACCUAUGCAUAUGGUAGAACUGGAUCAGAAACCACCAAAAAUGCAAACAGAUUUAGCCCCUUCAAGAAUAAAAGACGUACACACGAGUGAUCUCCCGCAAGAAAUCAAAGAAGAAGUUGUCAAGGUUGAGGAAGACAUUUCAGAUGAAGUUACAGAUGUUGAUCCUGUUAUAGACAUUAUGAUUAAUAAUGUUGUAAGUUCCUUCUCCGUUAGUUGCCACCUUGAUCUAAGGAAUAUUGCCAGAACAGGAAAUAAUGUGGAAUUUCGACGGGAAAAUGGAAUGGUCACAAUGAAAAUUCGGAGGCCGCCCACCACUGCAUCUAUAUGGUCAUCAGGGAAGAUUACGUGUACAGGCUCCACUUCAGAAAUCCAGGCUAAAACAGCAGCGAGGCGUGUUGCACGAGCUAUCCAAAAAUUAGGAUACAAUGCCAAGUUCAAAAAUUUUAGAAUUGUUAAUGUAUUAGGGACUUGCACCAUGCCAUUUGCUGUGAAGAUUACUCCGUUUUCUCAAAAAUUCAGAAAUAGAGCCAGUUAUGAACCAGAGCUGCAUCCUGGCGUCACGUAUAAGAUUGAUCACCCAAAGGCAACGCUGAAAAUAUUUUCAACUGGAAGUAUUACUGUGACAGCUCCCAGUGUAAACAAUGUACAGAGUGCCAUAGAGCACAUAUAUCCCUUAGUAAAUGAAUUUGGAAAGGCACGCACUGAAGAAGAAAUGGCCGAAUACUGGCACCUCAAGGCUAGACGGCAGUUAUUACAUGACGAUGGGCACGAUUCGGAUUCUGAUAUUCCAGCCGACCUUUGGAACUAAGAUCUGUAGUUUUGUAUGAUAGGUGUUGAAUACUGUUAAUCACCAAAUAAGAAAACUCAUCUGCAAUCAUCAAGCAUAUCACAGCAGUAUAUAUGGUGUUAAUUGAGUUUUGUAUAUCACAUCAUUCAUAUUUUUACAUUCACUCAGCCUUCUGUAACAUAAUAUUAGGUUGGUGCCAACCAAGGUUACUUUAGCUAGUCAUAAGGCCAAACAAAAAUAUUUUUGUGUUUCCGGUAAAGAGCAAAAAAUGAGGAGGCUAGCACAUGAAAAUUUUAGAAGUUUGGCUGCAAAGACAUUUUAUUGUAAAAUUAUUCACCUGUUGCUUUUUAUUUUGUUCAUUGUUAUAAAAUUAAAAUGAAUAACAAGUUUGAUGAGUAGAUGAUUAAUGGAUUUUUGUAUCUAUUUGUUAUAUUUAAUUGACUAUCUUUCUCAAGAGCUGUUAUCUGCAGUGUGAAAAUUUUCUUUAAAAGAAGGAAAUUUAGAGCUGUUUGCAACUGAACUAAAGAACUGAAAAAAGGCAUUAAUAAUUUAACCUAUAUUUUAAAAGGAGUUAACAUUAUCAGUAAAGCACAUUUAAAGCAGUUGACAAGUGCAUGCUGCUGUAAAAGCAGUCACAGUUUGAAUUAUGAAAAUAAUCCCAGUAUGUACUAUAGUGUGGUUACUGGAGUAAAGUAGGGUAAGGCAGUGGGUGUUCGUGCUCCACUACUUCUGUCUUCCUUGUACCAGCUUUCUUAUUAUUACUUUUUUUUUUCUGUUAAUAUUUCCUUGUCAACUGCUUUAUUUGUAAUCUAACCAGCAUGCAAAAUAGGUUUGAGCUUUGCCAUUGGGUCCUGCAGCACUCAUCACCUUGCCCAAAAGACGUAAACAUUGUGUUGGUAACCACACUGUCAAGUUUGACAUCUAGGCAGGUUAACUUGCUUGUCAAACUUUAAUAGGCCCCAGACAUUUCAUUUGAUGUAAAUAGUUUGCUCUCAUGCCUUACCCACUGUAGUGGUGUCCAACUAUUGAGAAGGGUAUGCAAAUUCAAAUCAUAACAAAUUUAAUACAAACACAAUGCAUGAGACAUUAGGAUUAAGGAUUAAAAUUCCUUGCAUCAAAGCACCCUAAUUUCAGUCUUCUCUCGGUUCCUUCAUCAUAGUUCCUCCCACAUGAUAAAAUGAACUUGGCUGUAUUUGUUUUUACUCCUGAAAUUAUUUCACAACUAUCUAGCUUAGUAAUAUCCUGUAUCAGGAUGUUACUAUGCACCAAAGAGUAGGAGUUUUAUACAGUUGACGUGGGAAACAUUUACACCCAUUAACUAAAUUCACACAAGUUGAACAUUCCAAAUGAAUGGUUAACCCCCCAGAGAAUCUCGAGUAUAUUCUCUUCAUACAUUAAGAAUAAACUGUAAAACUGCAUUUGUGUAAAUGACUAACUCCUUACGAUGAGGGUUUGCACCCAACAUAAUAAACUCGUGACAAUACAGCAGUUUCAUAGUGUAUAAUUUGUAAAUCUCGUGCAGAUUUCUAUAAAUGUAGUCUGAAUGCAUUAUAGACUUGUACUAAUGGACUACAUAACUACUUCAUUAGUGACAAAUUAAACCCACCACUUUCCCUUCCAGCUAGCCUUUAUUAGCACAUGUCUUGCAGAUUGACUAAUACUUGUCUGCAAAAGCUCCUCAAAUAUAGUUUAAAGAGAAGGCCAUGUUCAGUAAGCGACACUGAGAAAGUAAAAACAUAUAACCGAGAUGAGUACGCAUUUUGUGUACAGUAUAUAUUAUACUACGGUUUAUAUAUUAUGUAAUAUAUAUAUAUAUAUAUAAUAAUAUAAUAUGUUGCAUAUCUUGUAUUAUUAUAUAAACUGUACAUGCUGUGUAUACAUAUGGAAUAUAGGCAAAUUACAUGGCAAAUGCAGAUACACAAUGAGUAUGACCCAAGUUUGUAUAAAGAACAUUAUUUUAUUUCGGUUCUCUUUGUCAUAAACAGAAUCUAAAAUUCGCAACAAGGCAGAAAUAGACGUAUAAUACAGUCAUGAUAAAAAGGAACAUUGUACAAUUAAUUCCAAAUCGGUAUAAAAAGAUAUAAAAUGAAUCCUGUAUCAAUCUGCAGCUGGAAAAUUUUAUAUUAAUCAGACCUACAAACACAUUCUAAUUGGCCUAAUAUCAGGAUGUAAAUAAAUGAAUCGGUGUUUAGUCUUAUCUGGACCCAGUAGCUUCUACAUGGAACUAUUAGGAUUAAGGUCAUCUGAUUUUGGUUUAAAUUCAUAAGCACUCAUUUGAUCGAAGGAGGAUGUGAGUUUUAUCUUAUUUCAUGGCUAUCAAAAUUCUUAACACCGCAAAAAAAAAAAAUGAUCUGUUUCAGUAUUGCUAAUUUGUUAGUUUCUUGCUUAGACAAGCCCCAAAUCAUCACUUUAAUCAUGGAAUCGCAAUUCAUCCAGCACACCUGUGUGAAAUUUCAAAAUAUAGAUUUGCAUUAUAAAAUAUGACUGACUAAUAAUGAAGAUGUCACUGCCUCAUUGUAUAAUUUUCACAACUUGUCACAAACAAAAAAAAACAACUUUUAAGUCUUGGUUUGUGAUCCAAAGGUGCUGUUGCCUCGUAAGUGUAACUAAUGCAAGGCGAAAUACUUUGAUAGCAUGUACAUAGCUAGAGCUAACAUUGAGAGAUUAAGGGUUCAAAGGAACAGCAAUUGACCUAGGUCUUGACUGAAAAAUGUAAACUUAACAAGAAUGCUUUAACCAAAUUAUUUGGAAUAUGGCACUAAAUAAAUGGUUUGUUUGUAUAUUGUAAUGCACUCAAGUUGAAACAAUACAAUUUUAUUUUUAAUGCCGCCUUCAUUCACUUUCUCACCUGUGAGUCCAUAAUCCCAGAGCGAAUUCAAAUCCUGGCAAAAUACUCUUUAGUUAUUGAGUGAACCUGCAAUAAAUAUUGUAUAGGCUUUGAUAAAUCUAUAACAUGUUGCCAUCUAUAUAACACCAUUGCUGUUUAUACAUGAUGCCAUCACAAGUGGUCUUUUCUGUGUGACCAGGCAUGAAGUUUGGAUUUGUCACUUGCGAUCAUGUGUAAUUAUAAUGAGUACUGUACUGUAUACGUGACUUGCAAAACUAGGCUGUAACUACUUUGUUACAAAACACAAAUGUGCACAAAUGAUUUAGUAUUUUAGAACAUUAUUUUCUUCUUCAUGACUUGACUUCUGAAUGAGGAGUGUUUUUUCUAUUGUUUAGUUGUUUUUGGAAUUGUGGCUACUUCAUGAUACGUCUGCAGUCUACUGCUUGGGGUAGCAUUUUCUAAUUUUCUUUAAAUUGUUUUAGUUCAACAGUGUUACUGUCGGCACAUAACAUUAAGUAAUCUCUUGAAGGCUAUAUUUUGUCAAUUAAUGCUAUUAUACUGUUCUCUUUGUUACUUGUCCAUGUCAGUGUAUCUAUGCCACAGUUUUUUCUCAUAGGGUCAUGUGCUCUAUAAAAAAAAUUACUGUGGACUGUCUUGGUGACUAAAUUAUUGAAUUACUACCUGAUGGCUAGCUGGUAGGUUCUUUCUACAUAAACUUCAGUGGGCCAGUUUUAUGGCUUGCCACUUAUGGAUUUCGGCCCAUAAUUGCCUUUUUUAGUACAUUCUUUUUUCCUAUUUCUACAGUAUUAUUUAUAAAAAAAAGUCCUGUAUGAAAUAUACUUUGUGAUUCUUUAGCUUUUAUCUCGAUCACAUCUGUUGGAUUAUCAUGUUUCUCAUCACCAUUAUGUGCCUUUUACUCCAUGGAGUAUCUUAGUCACUCUUUCUUAAACAACUUGUAUUAAUUCUGCUGACAUAAUACUCAAAUUGAUUGUAAAUUUUUAAGAGGCUUUCUCAUCCAUGACUAGGUUCAGUAACCUGGACCUGCCUCUGUGCACCCUGCUGCAGCCACUAGCUCUAUCCCUGUCAGAGUGCCUGUAUAUCUCAUACCCUUCAAGACCUUAUUGAACAUGCCUUCCACUCAUCAUUAUCAACUUAUUGUUGAAUGAAGGCUGUUAUUAUUGUGGUAUAUCACUUGUAAAGAUACUUGGUACAACUGCAGCUUAAUGAUCUAUUGAGAUCUAGUAGCUGUGACUUUUGUUUUGAUGUGCUUUGGAUCCCCUUUGUUGCAUGAUUUAAUAGUUGCUUGCUUAGUGGCUAGUUAUCUUGAAGGUUUGUCUUAUUGCCAGACUUCUCUUAAGUCUUGUUGUAAAGUUUACUGCUUGCUUUUGAAAUUUAAAUUAUUUCCGAUUUUUCAUCAUGACAACGGAAGCAUAAUUGCAGUAUGCAAUCUUGUCACGCCUCUUCUGUAAUUCACUGGCACUUCCACCUAAAGAAUUUUUUUAGAACAUUUAAUCAGUCCAUAAAUCAUAGCACUACAAAUUCCUGGUAAUUUCAAAUUUUAUAUUACAUAUUUCUCGCUUCCUACCUUCUAUUAGAAUUAACAGUUUUUACUGAAUAUUAUUUACUGGUAAAUAUUAUAUUGGCUGCAAACUGUGCUACAGAUAGCUGUUGAGUUUCUUGCUCCUUUAAUAUCUUUUUCUACUUCUGCACUUUCUAUCCUCUCAGAUCUCUAUCCAAGGCCUUGUCUCCCUCCUCCCAUCUCUCCUCUGUGUUCUUCACGUCUGAACUCGCUUGCUCCUCUCUCGUCUCUAUUUCCUUCCUUCAAUUUCUUAUUCCCUUCUUCAGUCUGUCACCCUUGACUAUUUUAGUUUGCAUUCUUUAGUAAAUGGAUAUAUUUUGUUCCCAUUCCUUAAAAUUUGGCCAUGUAACACAGCUAAACUUUGUGGAGAUUAUGGCUGAACUCUCAAAUUGCAGCCUUUCACUUGUACACCUCACCUCAAUAGCUGGACAAACUAUGGCUUGUGGUAGUGAUACUGAUAUACAGUGUGUCCAAACUGGCACUGCAGUUACCAUUCAAAACAACUGGCAUUGACUAAUAAUAUUAUAAUCAGUACUGAUUAAUAAUUUGUGAACAUAAGACUGUGGCAGGUAGUGCUUGAGUGAGCAUUAUUUAAGUAAUCAUCAGUUGGAAACUGGAAGGACAACGUAAUUAUUUAAAGUUAGGUCUUGAAGGUACAUGUGAGACUGUUAUGACCAUCAUGGCAUAGCUUCUGGUUCUUUGAUGUGUGGAAGCGAAUAAAAUGUUACGUGUGAGGAAGACAAAAGCAGCAUUUGCACUAGAUUGUUUUUAUUGUAAUUGAAUAAUGAAUGAGUUGUACAAGACUAAGAGUAAAGUAGUUUUUGGAAUGAUGACUACUGUUGUGUGACACUGAAAGGAUGGAAGUGACAGUUGUCAGGCAAAAAAGCUACUUGAGUUUGUAGCAUUUAUUAAAAGUUAGGUGUAUUUACAUGACUUGACAUUUGAUGCUACUGAAAAAUGUGUCUUAGUGUUGGUAUGUGAAUGUAUGAUAACUGCAAAAUAUUGAGUGUAAAUACUAUAAGAAAUAACCAUGUGUGAGAGGACAAAUUACGUUUAAUUUCUUUACUUUGUUUUUUGCUGGGGCUUAAAACUUUAUGAAGAUUACCGGAAACACAUUUGUAUGGGAAAAUGGCCUGAAGUGAAAGUUAAGCAGUCACUAAGGUGCACUGUUCCAAAUACGAACAAAAUCUUACUUCUUAGAAUUGAACUUAAUAAUAACUUGGCCACAAAAUUUGUUUAACUUUUAUUCCGGGAUGGCAUUGUACUUUGUACAUCAUUUACAUAAUGCAUGAAGAUAUUUGUCUGUUGUGCACCAUUCAUGAAACAUUAAGACUGCAUGAGAGUUCAUGUUUAAUACCUUGGUUUCCUACAGCAAUAUUUCAGACCCAAAUUCACUAGUCUCCACAGAGGUGGCCCAUGCUUGAACCUUUAAAUCUAUUAUAUUCAUCCAGUCUCCUUUGUGUAUUUUUUUCUGUGUAUAUAAAUAUGUAUGUAUGAAUGUUAUUUUCUUAGGUCUUGCACAAUCUUUAGUUUUACUCUGUAAAAAGAGAUGUGGGGCAGAACUAGUGACCACAAGGCUUGACAAGUGGCAUUAUUAAGGAGAAAUAUUUAAGCAUGGGUUUUAAGUAAGCCAUUGUGAAUGUGUGGUGUAGCUAGAGGGGGGGAGCAUCAUGGGAACAUUAUACAUUUCAUCCUCAUAUUUUUUUACCUAUGAUGAUUUGAAAGGAUUUAUUGUUAACAUUUAUUUCUGAAGUAAGACCUAUGUUACUACAAAAGCAGCUUUAUUUAUUAAGGUUUUGAGUCACCAAAGCAUCUUUUUGAAUUGUUCACUUGAUUUUCUCAGAAUCAUGUUUAGGUUUAGCUGAAACAUUUGAUAUAGUAGUGAUGGGUCGUGGUAUUGACAUUUGAACAGAUAUGGCAGUGGUGGUGAAUGAUCCGUCAUACGGAACUUUUAAUGCAUCACCACAUAUAUUGAUAUUUACUUAUUAUCUGUGUAGUCUCUGCCAUAGUUUCCCAUCACAAUUACUGUGGUAAUAUUUAAUAUUUGAAUAUUUCUUAGUUGUAUGAAUUUCAAUUUUGGCUUAAGCAAAGAUUAUUUAACCAUAUGUACUAUUUAGACACUAUACUAAAUUUUGCAAUGACAGACCUUGUUUAUGUCGCCAAAUUGUUUUCCUCUCUGCAAGGAAGCAUUUUCGAAGUUAAUGUUAUGUCACUUCUGAAUCUAAACCCUCUAGAAAAAGAGCAAUACAAAAAUGGCCUUCAA
Molecule: messenger RNA, 7741 nt
Organism: Procambarus clarkii (red swamp crayfish)
Lineage: Eukaryota; Metazoa; Arthropoda; Malacostraca; Decapoda; Cambaridae
Product: TATA box-binding protein-like 1
Biological process (GO): DNA-templated transcription initiation
Molecular function (GO): DNA binding; general transcription initiation factor activity
Source: RefSeq, a predicted model, not a curated record